AAAUAAAAACGGAUCUGAAGUCAAUAUCGCGUUAUUUUGGCCUAAUUCAACGUUUCUACUUCGGAAUGGAAAGCUGAUCCUAUAUAAUUUGCCUACGAGAAACGCCAUUGAUCCUUCAUUACGUGGUCUGGUGACAACAGCUGUAAAUCCUACCAGCUCUCAUGUCCCUGCUAGAUAAAUGAAAAUACAUUACACAAUUAAAUUAAGGUAGUGAAAAAUAAAGUUAAAGAAAAAAAUGCUUUCUCGUUUAUUGAAGGAGCAUCAUGCAAAGCAAAACGAGAGAAAAGAACUCCAAGAGAGACGCAGACGAGAGGCAAUUGCAGCUGCCACCUGUCUAACAGAAGCCUUAGUGGAUCACCUUAAUGUUGGGGUGGCCCAGGCGUACGUGAACCAGAGGAAGCUGGACCAUGAGGUGAAGACGCUACAGGUGCAGGCCGGCCAGUUCUCCAAGCAGACCGCUCAGUGGAUCAGUAUGGUGGAAGGAUUUAACCAAGCCCUGAAGAUCUGCAGUGGAAGAUGGCCGAGCUACAGUGACGAAAUCGGUGACGUGGAGAACUGGGCUCGCAGCAUUGAGGUGGACAUGAGAACCAUCGCCACAGCUCUGGAGUACGUACACAAGGGUCAGCUCACAUCAGCCUCUUCAUAGUUACGCUGAACCGUAACCUAGAACUGAUAGCCUGCUGCUAGCUUCAGUAGCCUGAUAGCCUGCUGCUAGCUUCAGUAGCCUGAUAGCCUGCUGCUAGCUUCAGUAGCCUGAUAGCCUGCUGCUAGCUUCAGUAGCCUGAUAGCCUGCUGCUAGCUUCAGUAGCCUGAUAGCCUGCUGCUAGCUUCAGUAAGCCUGAUAGCCUGCUGCUAGCUUCAGUAGCCUGAUAGCCUGCUGCUAGCUUCAGUAGCCUGAUAGCCUGCUGCUAGCUUCAGUAGCCUGAUAGCCUGCUGCUAGCUUCAGUAGCCUGAUAGCCUGCUGCUAGCUUCAGUAGCCUGAUAGCCUGCUGCUAGCUUCAGUAGCCUGAUAGCCUGCUGCUAGCUUCAGUAGCCUGAUAGCCUGCUGCUAGCUUCAGUAGCCUGCUGCUAGCUUCAGUAGCCUGCUGCUAGCUUCAGUAGCCUGCUGCUAGCUUCAGUAGCCUGCUGCUAGCUUCAGUAGCCUGAUGCUAGCUUCAGUAGCCUGCUGCUAGCUUCAGUAGCCUGCUGCUAGCUUCAGUAGCCUGCUGCUAGCUUCAGUAGCCUGCUGCUGCUAGCUUUCACUGUGAAAGAGUGGUUGACUUACCACGGAUACCAGGAUUCUGGUUUAAAAAAAACAACUAAAAGCUGAUGAACCAUCUGAAAAGUUGAUUCAAGGCUUCAGUAAUGACUAAGGCUUUAAGGCUUGCCCAGUGUUCACGAGUGACACAUUGUGUUACAGUAGGAACAGUAUGUCUGUGGACAAAUAAACCUUUUUUUUUAACAGAGCGCCUAUGACCCAUCUGCAAUGUUGUUUUGUCCUCAACCCUUUAAUUGUUAAAGGUCUGUACCAAAAUAUAUGAACUGUCGUGGAAAUAUCGGGAACUAAUUGUCCACAGACCAGGUAUAAUGGGCAACAACUUCAGGUGGGUUCCAUGUGAAUUUAGCAACACUCCUAAUAAUGAUUUGGCUGUUUGUCCAAACAUUGUUUCCUCGUGUGUAGGAGAACAAGACGAAGCAUAUGUAUCUAAACCAUUGUAUGGGCAAUGCAAUGUUUUAACUAAUCUUCUUCGGCAAAGGUCAAUAGGUCAGAUUGGUUUUAGUCUCUCUCUCUGGGGUACCAGUUAGUCAUUCUCUGAAGUUAUUCCAUUUUCCUAUUCCCAUGACGAUGAAUAGGAUGUUGAAAAUGUGGAUUAGCUAGCGAGACGUCGGAACAAAAGAGGUCUGUUUGUGAAAUAGUACCAUGGAGAAAUAGGAUUUAUUGGCUUGUAAUUGGUCGCCUGUUUAGAAGGGGAGACUUGUCUGGUAACUGCCAUCUCUCCUGGAUGACUAAAACUACGUAGUCUGGUUAAACCAGACUGAACGAUGCGUUCACCAGUGACUUCCGUCUGGGUUAAACAGGUGGUAUCUCUACCCUGUUUUUAAUAAAAGUGACAUUAAGUCUCUUGCUUCUUGAAAAACCUUUGGGUCAUGCAUGUUCAAUUAAUCGUUCUCUCUCUCACGGUGUAUUUGUAGCCUGAGUGCCAGUCAGCUUCUGCUAUCGUACCGACUCAUUGUCACGCUAAACACAUUUAACCGCAAUGGAGUUGACGAGAGCACAAAGGGAUCUCGGGGAACCAGGCUAUACGUGUCAAAUGCUCGUCUUUUAACUCUGUUUUGAUGUGACGUUUCUCUAUUCUUGAAUAAAGACAUUUUAAAGUCA
Molecule: messenger RNA, 2359 nt
Organism: Oncorhynchus kisutch (coho salmon)
Lineage: Eukaryota; Metazoa; Chordata; Actinopteri; Salmoniformes; Salmonidae
Product: biogenesis of lysosome-related organelles complex 1 subunit 1
Exons: 5
Coding region: 236-646 (136 amino acids)
Biological process (GO): endosomal transport
Cellular component (GO): BLOC-1 complex
Source: RefSeq, a predicted model, not a curated record